CACAAUGCUUCUACUUUGUACGCUAGAUGGAGUUUACCUUGUAAGAACACUGUUGACGUGAACGUGCACAAUACUGCUUACUCGACGUUCACUGCCUCCAUCCCGUUCUCUAUAAAAGAUGCCCCUGCUCUUGUACGUAAAGUCUAUAUUGCAAAGAGGAACUUCUUGAACACGCUUCUUAUUGAAUCAACUUUGUUGGAUCAUCUCUCAACACCUUUCAAAAUACCGUUCUUCACAAAGUCAGCAAUGUCCAACUCACCGAAAGUUCAGCAAUCCCGACACGAGGAGCUCGAUGGCCUUCCAACCACAGAACAUUCAGAGUCUGGAACGCCGUCCCUGCUAUGCGAAUUGAGUCGUGAUAUUGUUAAUCGCGACUCUAUCGAUUUUGGGAACGACAAUGCAAAGGUGGAUGACGAAGACUCAUGGCGUCGUUCGAUAAGCGUCGAUGGAGAGUCUGGUAGCGAGGACGAACAGGAACAGGAAGACAGCGAUCUUUUCGACGCCGAGGAGCGGAUGUUGAAGGCCGAGGACAAAUGGAUAAGGGCUCAUGGGAAGCUUCGUGAAGAAGGAGAUAUGCCACGGUACUGGUACCUAUUGGAUCACUAUACCCGUGAUGCAUUCCUUUAUAUCGUUCGCAUGUGUUCAAAAGUUUGGAAGGUUAAGCUCUUGGAUAUGGUAACUGACGACACGAUCAGCGACUUCGCCGCUAGCAGCAACUGGCUCGUCGCCAACUUGGAACGGCUCAUUGCCGGUGAAUAUGUCGCAUCAGUUGACAUUGAAAUUGAACUCAAUACUGACCUCCAAGCAAUCGCUAUGGCUUGUCAUUAUCUCGAUGCGCCGCGAUUCGGGGGAACGGUUAAUAAUUAUAUAAUUAAAGACUUUGCUGCUUGUGUUCGAAUUCUUGCGAAUACUGACUAUACGGCUGAGCUCACGAAUAUUGCUACAGAGCUUUAUGCACUUAAAGCACGCAUUAACGCGCACGAUGCCAGCUUCAAGAAGCUUGAGAAGCAGAACCUCAAACUCAAGUCUGAUUACGUUAAACUACAGAUGCGCUGCGACGCCUGCGAUGCCGCUUACGAGGAGCUCAAGAAACAGACACUCGAAUACGCUGACAAUUUAAGCAAACUGGAGGGACUAGUUACUCCCCAAGCUGAAGAGAAUACAGGGACAACAAGAUUUGUUGCAAUAUUACCUACUAUAAGUAUACCUUAUUUUAAAACUUAUAAGUUAAAAAAAUAUAAAGUUUUCUUUUAA
This is a messenger RNA of Dothidotthia symphoricarpi CBS 119687, 1254 nucleotides long. RefSeq lists its product as uncharacterized. The record is from RefSeq and is a predicted model, not a curated record. NCBI's taxonomy places the organism in Eukaryota, Fungi, Ascomycota, Dothideomycetes, Pleosporales, Dothidotthiaceae. The transcript has 6 exons. The coding region runs from base 247 to 1254 and encodes 335 amino acids.